This is a messenger RNA of Artibeus jamaicensis (Jamaican fruit-eating bat), 2770 nucleotides long. It is a transcript of the gene ASIC4, whose product is annotated as acid sensing ion channel subunit family member 4. The record is from RefSeq and is a predicted model, not a curated record. Gene Ontology annotation, molecular function: ligand-gated sodium channel activity. Gene Ontology annotation, cellular component: membrane. The coding region runs from base 812 to 2431 and encodes 539 amino acids. NCBI's taxonomy places the organism in Eukaryota, Metazoa, Chordata, Mammalia, Chiroptera, Phyllostomidae. The transcript has 10 exons. Gene Ontology annotation, biological process: sodium ion transmembrane transport.
CUGUCCUGCCCUCCUCUGCCCCCCAUUCAAACAAGUGGCUCCCCCAAGGAGUUUCUGGAAGCCGCUGUGAGUGGGGCAGUGGGGUCAGGUGGUGGCUGGGUGCCGGCAUCAGGAGUCAGGGAGGCCAGGAGCUGGGGGAUGGAGUUGGCUGUAACUCCUCCUGAGGUGUGGUCCAGAAAAGUGGCAGGAUGAGCUGAGGACUCCAGGUGCAGCCCUCUUCCCUGGGUGGCCUGGGAGCGGGGCCAUCAGAGCACCCCAUGAGUGGCUAAGGUCUAGCCAGAGUUUGGGGAGCAGAUCGACUAGGUCUCAGGCAGGGGCCAGGGAUCCCUGCCCUAGGCUGGGGGCUGCCCCCUCCCCUGGCCUGGCUCCUGCCGCCCGUGCCGCCGGUGAAACGCUGUUGACAUGUCCUGAAUUAUUAAGCACGGGGUGGGCUCCGGAGCACAUGCUGAGCGGAGCGGCUGGGGCUGCGCGGCGUGGCGGAGCAGCUCACUCGCUUGCUCGCAGGGACACACGCAGGGGCUGACAGCUGUGCUGGUGCUGAUAAGGGAAGCCACAAGGAGACGAUCGAGGAGAGAGACAAGCGGCGGCAGAGGCAGCGGCGGCAGAGGCAGCACCAGGGCUGCGGAGCUGCUCGGAGUGGGAGUGACUCCCCCACCUCAGGCCCCCACCCUGUCCCCAUCCUCCUCCAGCUUGCCCUGAGUUUAGAAGAGCAGCCGCUGCCACCACCGACACUCCGGAGGGCACCGGGGGCUGCUGGCCAGGGAGGGACAGGGGCAAGGAGGCUCUGGCCAGUCCCAGCAGCCGGGGACAGAUGCCGAUCGAGAUUGUGUGCAAAAUCAAAUUUGCAGAGGAGGAUGCGAAACCCAAGGAGAAGGAGGCAGGGGAUGAGCAGAGCCUCCUGGGGGCUGCACGGGGGGCAGCAGCGCCCCGGGACCUGGCCACCUUCGCCAGCACGAGCACCCUGCACGGGCUGGGCCGGGCCUGUGGCCCAGGCCCCCACGGACUUCGUAGAACCCUGUGGGCACUGGCUCUACUCACCUCGCUGGCCGCCUUCCUGUACCAGGCGGCAGGCCUGGCCCGGGGCUACCUGACCUGGCCUCACCUGGUGGCAGUGGACCCCGCUGCCCCGGCCCCAGUGGCUGGCUUCCCAGCUGUCACCCUCUGCAACAUCAACCGCUUCCGGCAUUCGGCACUUAGCGACGCUGACAUCUUCCACCUGGCCAAUCUGACAGGGCUGCCCCCCAAAGACCGGGACGGGCACCGUGCCGCUGGCUUGCGCUACCCGGAGCCUGACAUGGUAGACAUCCUCAACCGCACUGGCCACCAGCUUGCCGACAUGCUCAAGAGCUGCAACUUCAGUGGGCAUCACUGCUCCGCCAGCAACUUCUCCGUGGUCUAUACUCGCUAUGGGAAGUGUUAUACUUUCAACGCGGACCCACAAAGCUCCCUUCCCAGCCGGGCUGGGGGCAUGGGCAGUGGCCUGGAGAUCAUGCUGGACAUCCAGCAGGAGGAGUACCUGCCCAUCUGGAGAGAGACAAAUGAGACGUCAUUUGAGGCUGGCAUCCGAGUGCAGAUCCACAGCCAGGAGGAGCCACCCUACAUCCACCAGCUGGGCUUCGGCGUGUCCCCAGGCUUCCAGACCUUCGUGUCCUGCCAGGAACAGCGGCUGACCUACCUGCCUCAGCCCUGGGGCAACUGCCGGGCGGAGAGUGGGCUCAGGGAGCCUGAGCUUCAGGGCUACUCAGCCUACAGUGUGUCUGCUUGCCGGCUGCGCUGUGAGAAGGAGGCCGUGCUUCAGCGCUGCCACUGCCGAAUGGUGCACAUGCCAGGCAACGAGACCAUCUGCCCACCAAAUAUCUACAUUGAGUGUGCCGACCACACACUGGACUCCCUGGGUGGGGGCUCCGAGGGCCCGUGUUUCUGUCCUACUCCUUGCAACCUGACCCGCUACGGGAAAGAAAUCUCCAUGGUCAGGAUCCCCAACAGGGGCUCAGCCCGGUACCUGGCCAGGAAGUACAACCGCAAUGAAACCUACAUUCGGGAGAACUUCCUUGUCCUAGAUGUCUUUUUUGAAGCCCUGACCUCUGAGGCCAUGGAGCAGCGAGCAGCCUAUGGCUUGUCAGCCCUGCUGGGAGACCUUGGGGGACAGAUGGGCCUAUUCAUCGGGGCCAGCAUCCUCACACUGCUGGAAAUCCUGGACUACAUCUAUGAGGUGUCCUGGGACCAACUGAAGCGGGUGUGGCGUCGUCCCAAGACCCCCCUGAGGACCUCCACGGGGGGCAUCUCCACCUUGGGACUGCAGGAGCUGAAGGAGCAGAGUCCCUGUCCAGGCCGGGGUCAGGCUGAAGGUGGGGGAGCCAGCAACCUGCUCCCCAACCAUCACCACCCGCACGGCCCCCCAGGAGGCCUCUUUGAAGACUUCGCUUGCUAGGAUGAUGCUGUGUCUGAAAGGACCCAGGAGUCUGGGACUCCUCCCUGGAUCUUCCUGCUCCUGGGACGGAAGGCCUGGGGGCAGCCCAAGGCUGCGGUGGGGAAAGGGCGAUGGUGCUCCUAGGAGAGCAGAGACUCAGUCCCUAUUCUCACCAACUGUGGCACCAGCUGCUUCGCACAAGGGUCCUUCUUGUCCCUACUCCCCUCCCGAGGCUGGUGCCCAGGGAGGCUGGAGAGCAAGCCAUGGGCCCCCAGGGAGGGGAGAGGGGAGAGAAGGAGGCAGAGAAACCCCAGAAGGGGUGGAACCCUGUGUACAUUUGUAUAUAUUUAGGGAGGACAG